This is a messenger RNA of Myotis daubentonii (Daubenton's bat), 2961 nucleotides long. RefSeq names its product podocan (gene PODN). Gene Ontology annotation, molecular function: protein binding. NCBI's taxonomy places the organism in Eukaryota, Metazoa, Chordata, Mammalia, Chiroptera, Vespertilionidae. The record is from RefSeq and is a predicted model, not a curated record.
GGCGAGCGGGGGAGAGGCGGGGAGGAGAAACCCCACAACAAAACUUGCGUCGCCGAGCGCACGGCGGGACUUGAAUGGAAGGAGCCCGCGGAGCGCGGCGGAGCGUCUGGAGAGCGCGUUCGGCCGGCGGGGCGCGGCGGGGCGCGGGGACGCAGCAGGCACCAUGGCCCGGAGCAGGGCGCUGCUGCUCCUGCUGCUGUUGCCUCCACAGCUGCAGCUAGGACUGGUGCUCGCGGUGAGGGCCCCUGUGUUUGGCCGAAACGGCGCCCACAACCUGAGCCCUGAAGAGAACGAAUUUGUGGAGGAGGAGCCAGUGCUGGUCCUGAGGCCUGAGGAGCCGGGGCCUGGCCCAGCCACCAUCAACUGCCCCCGAGAUUGUGCCUGCUCCCAGGAGGGUGUCGUGGACUGUGGCGGUAUCGACCUGCGCGAGUUCCCAGGGGACCUGCCUGAGCAUAUCAACCACCUGUCCCUGCAGAACAACCAGCUGGAGAAGAUCUACCCAGAGGAGCUCUCCCGGCUGCAUCGCCUGGAGACUCUGAACCUUCAGAACAACCGCCUGACAUCCCGAGGGCUCCCCGAGGAGGCGUUUGAGCAUCUGACCGACCUCAAUUACCUGUACCUGGCCAAUAACAAGCUGACCUUGGCACCCCGAUUCCUGCCAAAUACCCUGAUCAGUGUGGACUUCGCUGCCAACUAUCUCACCAAGAUCUACGGGCUCACCUUUGGCCAGAAGCCAAACUUGAGGUCCGUGUACCUGCACAACAACAAGCUGGCAGAUGCCGGGCUACCAGACAACAUGUUCAACGGUUCCAGCAACGUGGAGAUCCUUAUUCUGUCCAGCAACUUCCUGCGCCAUGUGCCUAAGCACCUGCCGCCGGCCCUCUAUAAGCUGCACCUCAAGAACAACAAGCUGGAGAAGAUCCCACCAGGUGCCUUCAGUGAGCUGAGCAACCUGCGGGAGCUGUACCUGCAGAACAACUACCUGACUGAUGAGGGCCUGGACAACGAGACCUUCUGGAAGCUCUCCAGCCUGGAGUACCUGGAUCUGUCCAGCAACAACCUGUCGCGGGUCCCGGCCGGGCUGCCGCGCAGCCUGGUGCUGCUGCACCUGGAGAAGAACGCCAUCCGCAGCGUGGACGCGGACGUGCUGACCCCCAUCCGCAGCCUGGAGUACCUGCUGCUGCACAGCAACCAGCUGCGUGCGCACGGCAUCCACCCGCGGGCCUUCCAGGGCCUCAAGCGGCUGCACACCGUGCACCUGUACAACAACGCGCUGGAGCGCGUGCCCAGCGGCCUGCCCCGCCGCGUGCGCACCCUCAUGAUCCUGCACAACCAGAUCACGGGCAUCGGCCGCGACGACUUUGCCACCACCUACUUCCUGGAGGAGCUGAACCUCAGCUACAACCGCAUCACCAGCCCGCAGGUGCACCGCGACGCCUUCCGCAAGCUGCGCCUGCUGCGCUCGCUGGACAUGUCUGGCAACCGGCUGCACACGCUGCCGCCGGGGCUGCCCCGCAACGUGCAUGUGCUGAAGGUCAAGCGCAAUGAGCUGGCUGCCCUGGCACGCGGGGCGCUGGCCGGCAUGGCCCAGCUGCGUGAGCUCUACCUCACCGGCAACCGGCUGCGCAGCCGGGCUUUGGGCCCCAGUGCCUGGGCAGACCUUGCCCAUUUGCAGCUGCUGGACAUCGCUGGGAAUCAGCUCACAGAGAUCCCCGGGGGACUCCCUGAGUCCCUCGAGUACCUGUACCUGCAGAACAACAAGAUUAGCACCGUGCCUGCCAAUGCCUUUGACUCCACACCCAACCUCAAGGGGAUCUUUCUCAGGUUUAACAAGCUGGCCGUGGGCUCCGUGGUGGAAAGCGCCUUCCGGAGGCUGAAGCACCUGCAGGUCUUGGACAUAGAAGGCAACUUUGAGUUUGGUGACGUUUCCAAGGACCGGGAUCAAUUGAAAGAGGAGGAGGAAGAGGAGGAGGAGGACGAGGAGGAUGAGGAUGAGGAGGAAGAGGAAAGGCGAUAGUGACCAGGACGAUGGACGUCGGACCCCUUUCUGCAGCACGUGCCUGUGCCCUGUGAGCCUCCACUCUGCCCCCCUCGACACAUCCAGCAUUGCACCCCCAUGCCCCCCAACACAAGCUGAACACACAGUCUCCCGUCCCCACAUCUUCCUACAGUUUGUGCCACAGCCAGACACUUGCAGAUACCACGACCCACCUACACACAGCCCGCUGCACAUUGCCCUCCAAACUCUACCCUCACCUCCCCCCCCCCCCCAUCACUCCCUCUGAAUCACACAGAUUCAGGGAAGGGCCUGACCCCACCCUGGCGUGCACGGGCUUACCACACACACACACACACACACACACACACACACACACACGCACACACACACACACACACACACAGUCACAUGCAAACGGCCCUCCUUGGCCUAUGCCACAACAGCUCUUGCCCCAGCCAGAAGUGGCCAGAACAUCUUGUCGCCUGCCUGUCCGUCAGUCUGUCCAUCCUCUGGAGAAGACACAGAGUUAUGUCCGAGCUCUCUGCGGCCAGGUGCCUACUACCCUCUGGAACUCACAAAAGCUGGCUUUUGUCCCUUCUCCCUCCCUCCGGGGACGGGAACCUUCAGGACUGCUGCCCCAGCCCCACCCGCCCUGCCCCCAGCUGCUGGGGGAGUCACUCCCUGCCAUUCCCUGGCCAGCCACAGGCACGUCUUGGAUGGGCAAGGCCAGAGGACAGUUCUCCUGGGCCUGCCACGGGCCAUGGGCAGGAGUGAGUGGAGGUCCUGGCGCUGGGCUGAGUGAGGAAGGGCCGGCCCCACCCAGGAGACACCACUUUUACUCUUCGGGCCCGCAGGGAGUGCUGGGUACCUUUUUUUUUUUUUUUAAGAAAAAAGUGAUGAAAACCUCAAAGCUGAUUUUUUUUUUUUUCUACAGAAAAACUAAUAUAAAAGCAUUAGCCCUG